UAUGAGUGGUAGUAAUAGAUACAAGAGAUUYAAGAAAAACGAUACCACAGUGUCAUCGAUGACRACAACAACAACAACACCGGCUAUAGUAGUAGACAAUAGCURUAGUAGUCAUCAUUACAAUGAYUWCUGGUCUAACAAAAAGGAGUAYAAUAUGAUUGUCAAGAAAUUGUAUUUAGGAAGCGAUUUACCSGUCAAAGACAAGAGGCUAAUGGAUGUCCUCGAUAUCGGUCUGAUAAUAACCAUUGGCGAAGAACCGRUUGCCGAUAAYAAACGUUUCAAUGGUAUUAACUAUGUCUAUGUAGAGGCCGGCGAUUUUCCCGAUCAGGAYCUGCUGUCGAUGUUUGACUAUUGYUUCARACAUAUUACGAAAGCCCAUAAAAAUGACGCUUCAGUGUAUGUCCACUGUCGAGGAGGUGUCUCCCGAAGUGCGACAAUAGUCAUAGCAUUUCUUAUGCAAAAACAUCGACUGACUUAUUCGGAGGCCAGAAGACGGGUGGAGAAGAAGCGUAAAAUCUUUCCCAACGAUGGCUUUGUUCAGCAGCUGUUGCUAUUCGAGCGAAUGAAGUUUACCAUCGAUGGCUAUUGUCGAGAAUAUCGUGAAUUUUUGCUGAAGACAUUGACGUAUAAGCUGAGAUGUAUGGGUGCGCCAUCGCCACCAUCAUCAUCGGCGUCGUCGGGCGUCAAUAUACUGGAAACAACCAAUGAGUUGAUUAAGUGGAAACAGGAGACUGUCCUUCACGAAGCCAAUUGUGUUCACAAUUAUUUCGAUAAGAUAUCAUCGGCCGAACGGCUKACCGAAGAGUUGYUAUCGCCGCCACCGCCGCCAACACCGCAGCCGCUGACGCUGUUAAACAACAAAUCAUUGCUGAAGACCGACAACACGGACACAAACACCGACAACAACAACAACAAUAAGAAUAGCAGCAGAAGUAGAGGAUUAAAAUUUCAUUGUAUACUCUGUGGCUUUGAAUUGUUUAGUGARCUUAACAUUAUUGGCGGYCGAGGAGGAGGAGGAGGGGGUAGUGGUGAUGUUGAUGGCAGUGGACUUAGUGAUGGUCAUCAUAGUUAUGAUAGUGAUCUACUCGAUAGUGAUAAUCAUAGUCAUCAUCAGCAGCAGCAUUGUCGCACUAGUGGUAAUGGUGGCGAUGGUAGUGAUAAUACCAGUGUUUGUUGUGGUAAACUAUUUAUUGAACCACUGGAAACCUAUUGGACACAAACAACCAGUCGCGAUAUGCGUGCCGGACAUCUAAUGUGUCCCAAUUGUGAUACCAGUUUCGGUGAUUAUAAUUGGCUACUGUUUAGCUGCGAUGUCAACGAUUGUCUACAYAAUCAAUACAAAGAGUGUUUGGCUUUGAAAGUCAGAUCCGAUAGAGUUUAUUGUCAAUUAUAG
Messenger RNA from Oppia nitens, 1393 nucleotides. RefSeq lists its product as uncharacterized. The transcript is spliced from 2 exons. The record is from RefSeq and is a predicted model, not a curated record. Gene Ontology annotation, cellular component: nucleus. Gene Ontology annotation, biological process: protein dephosphorylation. Bases 2 to 1393 code for a protein of 463 amino acids. Lineage: Eukaryota; Metazoa; Arthropoda; Arachnida; Sarcoptiformes; Oppiidae. Gene Ontology annotation, molecular function: protein tyrosine/serine/threonine phosphatase activity.